This is a messenger RNA of Acaulospora colombiana, 198 nucleotides long. NCBI's taxonomy places the organism in Eukaryota, Fungi, Glomeromycota, Glomeromycetes, Diversisporales, Acaulosporaceae. The record is from the annotation of a GenBank genome assembly.
AAUGAAUUUAUAAUCGUGCUCGAGAUCAACAAUAAAAGAGUAGUAACGAUGGUCAUUGACGUGCUGGAGGCAGGUGAUUUUGCACUAGGUGUGGAAAUUCCGGGUGAUGUAUGGCUGGGCGAAAUGGAUGACGAUGAGGCGGAAUUGCUAGAGGAACCUGUUAUAGUAAUCACACCCCACAUUCCGGCUUCGCAAUAG